AUGGCGCAGGAUGAGAAGAAGCCCACCGCUACGGAGAAGGGCAAGGGCAAAGAAGAGGAUGUACCCAUGUCCAACGGUGAUAGUUCUUCUAAGAUCGACAAGGAUGGCAAGCCUGUGGAGAAUGGAAAAGUUGGAGAGCUACCCGACGAGGAUCUGAGCGAAGAAGACGAGCAGCUCAAGUCCGACCUGGAGAUGUUGGUGGAACGGUUAAAAGAAGACGAUGCCAGCCUUUAUCAACCCUCCAUUGACUCGAUCAAGAACUUUAUUAAGACCUCCACGUCUUCCAUGACCGCUGUUCCCAAGCCUCUCAAGUUUCUCCGACCGCAUUAUGAUGAGCUUGCCGCAUUGUAUGACAAGUGGCCCGCAGGCGCGGACCGAGAUUCACUGGCGGACAUGCUGUCAGUCCUUGGCAUGACAUACGGCGAUGAAACCAAAUUCGAGACUCUGAGGUUCAGACUCUUGUCCAAGUCGGAUGACCUGGGGUCGUGGGGUCAUGAAUACAUCAGACAUCUUGCAUUGGAGAUUGGCCAGGAAUAUCAGAAUCGCCUCACCGAGGAGAAAGAUGUGCAAGAUCUAUCGGAACUUGCUCUGUCUCUCGUCCCAUACUAUAUCAAGCACAACGCUGAAGCCGACGCGGUGGAUUUGUUGAGUGAGCUCGAGAUGAUUGAAGAGCUGCCCAAAUUCCUGGACGAGAACACAUACUCUCGAACUUGUCUGUAUAUGACCACCAUGGUCAAUCUUCUCACCUUUCCCGAAGACAAACAGUUUCUCAAGACCGCUCACGAUAUCUACGUGACAUACGGCAAGCUUGCACAAGCGAUGGUCAUAGCCAUCAGACUAAAUGACCACGAGUUAAUACGACGGGACCUCGAGUCCACAGAUGACAUGGUUCUACGGAAGCAGCUCGCCUUCAUGAUCGCUCGACAGAGGAUACAAUACUUAGAUUUGCCUACCGAGACCACAGACGAACAAGAGGUGGACGAGUGUCUGUCAAACACCAAGCUGUCUGACCACUUCCAGACUGUUGCAAAAGAGCUGAAUAUUCUUGAGCCCAAGGUACCCGAAGACAUCUACAAGACCCAUUUGGAGAGCGGAAGAGGAAGCGGUGCAGCUGCCGAAUCUGCCAAGCACAAUUUGGCAUCGGCGUUUGUCAAUGCUUUCGUCAACGCUGGCUUCAGUUCCGACAACCUUAUGCUCGUGAGCGAGAAGCAGAACUCUUGGGUGUGGAAGACUAAAGACGAUGGCAUGCUCUCAACAACCGCGUCACUUGGUAUGCUGCUUCAGUGGAAUGUUGACCAAGGUCUCGAUACUAUCAACCCGUUCCACGAGUCCCAUGAGGACGCCAUUAAGGCUGGCGCUCUUCUGGCCUCUGGUAUAAUGAAUUCUGGUGUCAGAUCGGAGGGCGAUCCAGCGAUGGCGGUGUGCGAUGCCGACACUAUACAAACUGGCAAGCCUGCCAUGAGAAUGGCAGCAAUCAUGGGCCUUGGCCUGUCUUAUGCUGGCUCGGCCAGGGAAGAUCUCCUCGAGGUUCUGCUACCUGUACUAGAGGACAACAGCCUAGAGAUACAGCUGUCUGCAAUGGCCGCGGUCUCCCUCGGCAUGAUCUUCGUUGGCUCCUCAAAUUAUCAGGUUGCCGAAGCCAUCGCCACCCAAUUGAUGGACGAUGAGCGACAAAAGCAGCUAAAGGACAAAUGGGCACGCUUUAUGGCUCUCGGCCUCGCUCUACUAUACUUUGGCCGCCAGGAAGAUGUGGAUGUCAUAUUGGAGCUCCUUAAGGCCAUCGACCAUCCUAUGGCUGCGCCUACUGCAACACUCGCCUCCGUAUGUGCAUGGGCUGGCUCUGGCGCUGUGCUGAAGGUCCAAGAGCUCCUGCAUACCUGCAACGACCAUAUCGAAGACAAGGACGACAACAAGGGUGAGCAACUUGUACAGUCAUACGCCGUUCUCGGUCUGUCUUUGAUUUCCAUGGGCGAAGAUGUCGGGCAAGACAUGAUUCUUCGGCAAUUUGCUCAUUUGAUGCACUACGGUGAGCCUAACAUACGCAAGGCGGUUCCUCUGGCAAUGGGCCUCAUUUCCCCCUCGAAUCCCCAGAUGAAGAUCUACGACACCCUGUCCCGAUACUCACACGAUAAUGACAAUGAUGUCGCCAUCAACGCCAUCUUCGCCAUGGGUCUGGUGGGUGCUGGCACCAACAAUGCACGUCUCGCCCAACUACUUCGCCAGCUCGCCAGCUACUAUCACCGCGACCAGAACUCUUUGUUCAUGGUGCGCAUUGCUCAAGGUAUGGUGCACAUGGGCAAGGGCACUAUGACUCUGAACCCCUUCCAUACCGAUCGCCAAGUACUCUCGCGCGUCGCUGCCGCUGGUCUGUUGACCGUUCUGGUAUCACUGAUUGACGCCAAACAAUUCAUCCUUGCCGACAGCCACUACCUCCUCUACUUUUUGGUCACAGCGAUGUGCCCCCGCUUCCUGGUCACACUAGACGAGAACCUGAAGCCUUUGACGGUGAAUGUACGUGUGGGUCAGGCCGUGGAUGUGGUCGGCCAGGCGGGUAGGCCCAAGACCAUUACGGGUUGGCAGACACAAAGUACACCGGUACUGCUGGCGUACGGUGAGCGCGCCGAGCUGGAGGAUGAGGAGUACAUCUGCAUGAGUGCCGUUCUAGAGGGGCUGGUUAUUCUACGGAAGGUGAGUUCGCGUUCCGUGCCCUUGUUCAACCGAUGGAAUGCUGACAAUAAUCGUAUAGAAUCCUGA
Messenger RNA from Cyphellophora europaea CBS 101466, 2754 nucleotides. RefSeq lists its product as uncharacterized. The record is from RefSeq and is a predicted model, not a curated record. Bases 1 to 2754 code for a protein of 917 amino acids. Gene Ontology annotation, molecular function: enzyme regulator activity. Gene Ontology annotation, cellular component: proteasome storage granule; proteasome regulatory particle, base subcomplex; nucleus. Gene Ontology annotation, biological process: proteasome-mediated ubiquitin-dependent protein catabolic process; regulation of protein catabolic process. The transcript has a single exon. Lineage: Eukaryota; Fungi; Ascomycota; Eurotiomycetes; Chaetothyriales; Cyphellophoraceae.